This is a messenger RNA of Endocarpon pusillum Z07020, 3405 nucleotides long. RefSeq lists its product as uncharacterized. The record is from RefSeq and is a predicted model, not a curated record. NCBI's taxonomy places the organism in Eukaryota, Fungi, Ascomycota, Eurotiomycetes, Verrucariales, Verrucariaceae. The transcript is spliced from 6 exons. The coding region runs from base 1 to 3405 and encodes 1134 amino acids.
AUGGCUCUGCCCGCGCCGGCACAGCAAAAGCCUGUCUGGCUCCGCCAGGGCCACCAUCACCUCCACUAUCUUUCUACCUCCACCAUCCUCCUUCACAACCGUUGCGCAACCUCCUCUCUCUACCACAAUCUGCCCUCAUCCAUCUCCUACCCCGAUCCUCCUUCUCCGCAUGGCCCGGGCACGCGUCAGAACUCUCGAAUAACACAGCACAUACACCCUGACCUUCUUACUCUUUCGGUGCAAUCAGACCUGAAUAAACCAAAUAGGAACGAUGUUCAGUAUCUUCCGAAACCGUCGAUACCGGAUGAUGAUACCGAGGUGAGCUGGGGUGGACACAAUGCUCCCGACCCUCUUCUCCCCGCAUCUACUAAAACAAACCAGAUAUGGGUUAUUCCAGAAACAAACGAAGUCUUGCUUGACUAUGAAGCGAUGGACUUCUUGAAACAGAAACGAUUUAUUUGUGAAAUCACUGGACAUUCAGGCUUGAAUUUCUUCGAUGCGCAGAAAAGCGAAGCCAUUGGCUCACAAGAGGUGGAUAGCUCUUUUCCGGAAGCUCUACGAGAACCGGUGUUGCGUCGAGUUCAAUUCUCUACUACCUCCCGAAUCGACAAUCUUGUCGAUCAGGUCUUUGAUGACUUUAGGCAAGACUUCUAUCCCGGUGAAACGGUCACCGUGGUACUGGAUGACGGCAAUCGGCUCAAUGGCUUGGUUCGUGAAAAGGCAAAAUUCCCUGCACUUCACGGACGUGAUGGAUCGUUGGAGCGCAAGGCAUUUUCAAGGUACUUCGUCCAACUCAUGGCACGAGCAGACGAAGAAGCCUUGGUCGACGACGAUCACAUCGUGAGGGACCGGAAAGCCUUCACGAAGCAAAUGCUCCGUUCUUUCAUCAAAAACACCGUGACCAGAGAAGCUUGGACAGGCGCGCCUUGGUUGGUCAAACCGGAGAUUGCCGUAAAAUAUUUCAUAGACACGACCGUCCCACCGCAUCUCCAAUAUGGGAGCAAGGCCGCCGAGCGUAAGGCCAAUGCCGCAGCAAAGAAAGGAGAGCAGGAAGGUAUGCACCAUUUCUGGGCUUCGCGAGGGCUUCCGGAACUCAAACCAGCCAUCAAAGGCCCCAAGUCGAAAAUGUCACCCGGAGAACUUGCCAAUAUGAAGAACGAGCAAUUCCAGGAAUAUCAGCGAGCACUUCAGGGUCAUCCGACAUUUGUGCUUCCAAAGGCAGCUCAAACCACCUUCGACCUGCAUCAAUACAGCCCUACCAAUGGCACACCUCACUCUCCACUUCCUCACCUAGUUCCAAAGUCCUUUCCGAAGCCACCACCUCCACCGCCUAUAAAGUAUCCAAUCGAAGAUCUUGAGGUUGCUCCUGUCAGAGAUGGAACCCACCGACCAGCAAUAAAGUAUUUGUCACAGGACACCCCUAUGGGCGCAAAUAGCGAUCCUGAUAUGCCCAUACUAAUGAGCACGGUUGGUAGUCUGCUUGAAACAUGGAACACGAUAAACGUGUAUUGCCAAGUUUUCAUGCUGGAUUCCUUCACUUUCGAUGACUUUGUCGAAGCAAUGCAAUUUUCAUCUAUGGAUGUAGAUUGUGAGCUCUUCAACGAGAUCCAUUGUGCGAUCCUCAAGAAGCUGGUCAAUGGCGAAAACGAUCAAAAUGGUGCAAUCCAAAUUUCUCUGCCAGACUUGCCUUCAGAUGAUGAGGAGGGAGAGAACGAAAGCAAUGUGGAAGGAUCAAGCGUUGCUCCAACACCAACCCCCGAACCCGAAAAACCCGUGAAACGCACAACCCGAAGCAGUCUGAACAAGGUAGAGGCGAAGCCGCCUUCUAGAAGUCGUUCUGCAACAGCCGACGUAAGAAUACAUCGUGCGGCCGAGAUGUUUGGCGAAUAUGGCUGGAUUCAACGACUUCGGAAGAGAGAUUUCCGAAAUGGUGGGUGGCAGCUUAUCAUGGUCGGUUUACUACAUCAACUUGCGGGUCGUUCACGUUUGCAAGCAGAUUGUGACGAAAUUCUAACUCAUCUGGCGCCGCUGGAUGCAGAGCCUACCCAGCGGACAGCUUGGCUGCAAUAUUCUACAAUGGACAUCAACAAGCGGGUCAAGGCUUUGCAGAUCAUUUGCAUGCUAACUCUGGAGACUAAGGCGGUCAAGGCAUUUUUAGAAGAGUCGAGCGCACAGAUGACGGAGCUCCGCAAGACGAAGAUUGAGCAUCAGCGAGCUCGCAAAGAAGCAAUGGCCCAAUUGAAAAUUUAUCAUGAGGAACGUCGGCGUUUACAACCAGAAAAGUCACCAACACCACCCCCGGAGCUCGUUGAAGCACCAGACGCCGAGAUAGAAGAAGAAGACACCUCAAUCGUGGAUACUGAAGACGAAGAACCUCAAUCGAAUCGCGCCCUCCGCCGUGGGAACGACCGAGCCGUCGAACGCAAGCGCAAGCGCGAAGAGGAGGAAGAGCGCAAACUCAAAGCAGUCGAAGCUAAGCAGGCCAAGGGGACGAAAGACUAUCAGAAAGUGCUGAAGAAAGUUGAGCAGACGCAAGAGAAGAUCAGGAAAGAAGAAAAUGCCAUCAUCAACGUAGACAACGACCUAAGAGAAGCUGAUUGUCCGCGCACCCGAGUGCUAGGCAAAGACCGCUUCUGGAACCGCUACUACUGGUUCGAGCGCAACGCCAUGCCAUACGAAGGGCUUCCCGACGCCUCAACAGCCGACGCGGGAUACGCCAAUGGUCGUCUCUGGGUUCAGGGUCCGGAUGAUUUGGAAAGAGAGGGUUUCAUUGAUGUGAGUCCAGAAGAGAACCAGCGGUAUUUCCGCACCUUUCAGAUGACGCCAGCGGAACGCAAACGAGCGGAAGAAGGACCUACAAGCGUAUUCACGGCAAAGCAAUGGGGAUUUUACGAGAAUCCAGAGCAGAUUGAUAUGCUAAUUGGCUGGCUGGAUACCAGAGGUAAUCGUGAGAUCAAGCUUAGAAAAGAACUCUCAAACCAGCGAGAAGUCAUUGUGAGAUACAUGGAGAAGAGGAAAGAAUAUCUCGCUAAGCCAUCAGAAUCGGAACAGGACCAAGACCUCCUGCCUCCACCGCCACCGACAACCAGGAUGUCCACACGAACAAAACCCUACGCUAAUCAAGACCAUCACACCAGUACGACCAAAUACCGCUGUCUUCGUUGGCGUAACGAAAUGGCACUCCGCGAGCUAGGGCAUAAACAUAUGGACCCGCCAGUCUUGAAGACAAAGAGCGGGCGGACGAUCCAUAAUCGAAAGGGCACCGCUGUGUCUGUGGGUGGUCCGAACCCCAAUGCGACGCCGCUAUUGGUGGAGGACGGAGCAGGCAAAAAUGCGAUCGGGAUGGUGACAAGAAAUCGGACCGGUAAGGUUUUGAGCAGGCAGGGCGGGAGGUAUAACUUCUAA